Molecule: messenger RNA, 2148 nt
Organism: Closterium sp. Naga37s-1
Lineage: Eukaryota; Viridiplantae; Streptophyta; Zygnematophyceae; Desmidiales; Closteriaceae
Source: the annotation of a GenBank genome assembly
AUGGACGGCGGAGAUAAACCCGAAGGAUCAGGGUUGGUUCAGAUGGAAAGCAGCAGUGAGCCUCGUGCUAGUAGUGGUGGUGAAUGGAAAGAGGGCACUGGAGAUAGAGCGAUGGAGAGGGAAGAAGAGGGAGAGGAUUUUGAGAUGAGUGAUGACGAUGAAAGGGACGGGAACGAUUUGACCGACGAGGGGGAGGAGGGGGAGGAAGGGGAGGUACGCCAGGAAGGGGAAGAGAGAGACAUUAUCGAGUCUGUCUUUAGGGAGAUCCAUGCGUGGAAAGGAGAAAGCAGUGUUCAAAGGGAAGGGCAGGGGGGUGUUGAGGGUCAAAGGACGAGAAAGAGCACGGGGAUUAGCACGGGGAUUAGCAUGGGGAUUGUGAGUAGCAGGCGGAAAGAGGGGGAUGGGGGUGGUUUGAGGGGAUUGGUGGGGGUGCGGAGAGGAGUGAGUGGAGUAACCAAGCCGGGAAUUGGGAGGACGGCCCAUGGGAGACGAAGGCUGGUGGGCGGAUGGAUGGCAGGAGUGCCGGAAAAUACUGAGAGAACAGCGAUUGAAAAGCAGAGCACCAGGAGAGGAAAAAGGGGAAGGAGGCUGGUGGACGGAUGGAUGGCAGGGGUGCCGGAGAAGUCAGAGAGAACAGCGAUUGAGAAGCCAAGGAGUAGAAGGAGGAGGAGGAGGCUGGUGGAUGGGUGGGUGGGCGGGCCGUGGGAGAAAGCCUCAUCGGCGUUUCAGUGGGUAAACGAGGCGGGCAAUAAAGAGGAAAUUCUUGGUGUGGAGGCGGGCAGUAAAGCGGACCCGCAAAGAUACUACCAAUGGCAGUGGCCCGUGGAGAGGCUGGGCGCCAGCUGGCACGGCAUGUUCAUGCGGGGCGAUGCCGGGUACGACAUCAAGUGGCCCGUGGCGAGGCUGGGGUUCAGCUGGUGUGGCGACACCGAGUACGACGACACCGAGUACGACGACACCGAGUACGAUGACACCGCGUACGACGACACCGAGUACGACGACACCGCGUACAACGACACCGCGUACGACACCGCGUACGACGACACCAGAGCACACCCUCUUGAAAAGGCAUCCUCCCUAGGCAUGAGCAGGACACCCGGUCGGCCUCCCCGUCUGGGGCUCGGACGCUGGAGUUUCAGAGCUGAAGCUUCUCAGCACUGUGCAGCGCCAGCAGGAGAAGCAAAAUCACAAGCCCGUUCCUCAAGACCAACGGGAUUUCAUGCUGAAGGAGCGCUGGCUCAUUUGGAUGCCACGGUUUGGGCUGGGGAACUCCCUGAGGGCGUACACCUCGUCGUUCAUCUUUGCUCUGCUGUCGGGACGGAGGCUGCUGCGGUGGCACGGGGGGAACCACAAGCAGGAGAGGGCGGGGAGAGUAUGGAACAAGCAUGUGGCAUGCGAAUGUGGGGGUGGGGUGGUGUGGAGGGGCGUAUAUGGACAUAUGGCAUAAGACCUUAUAAGAAGGUGAGUGGCAAGGCGUGUGGCACCAUUGCGGGGGGUGGGGACCUGCACAAGCAGGAGAGGGCGGGGAGAGUCUUGGACCGUUUGUGCAACGCAUUCUACUGUGGGGUAGACGAGUUGCAAUACAAAGGGGAUAUCAGCAGGCAUGCAAAGCUCAUGGAUGCAAAAAAGCUCGAGAUUCAUGGCUUUGACUACAGCCCAAAUGUUGUGGCUGUUUAUUCAGGCAAAUUCUUUGACAGAUUGUGGCGUGGCGACCCGCAGGUCAACCAGUGCGUGCAUGACGCCUUCUCCUGCCGCUCCCUCUGGUGCAUCCGCUGUGCUCUCUCCUUGCACUCCCUCCUCUUCCCCCUACCCCAUCCAUUCCCACCAGGAGCGUUCUUUGACAGAUUGUGGCGUGGCGACCCCCAGGUCAACCAGUGCGUGCACGACGCCUUCUCCUGCCGCUCCCUCUGGUGCAUCCGCUCCAAAGUGCUCUCUCUGCUCCUCGGCAACGGCCCCAAGCCGGGAAUGCAAGACGUGGUGGACAGAGACCUGAGGGUGGUGCCGCCGCUCGUGCUCCGAGGAGAAGAGGUGGGGAGGAAGGAGGGGGGGGUGACAGAAGGGAAGGUGGAGCCACGGAUGGUUCAGAAAGGGGAGGGAUUAAGGCUGCAGUUUGACGUGGCGCUGCACAUCCGUGGACAUGCCAUGUGA